CCCAUCGUUAAUCGAUAUCGAGGUGAGGUGGUUAAAUAUUGUAUCGUGUUGUAUUUACGGGGAGUUUUCGCACAAAACCGAGGGGCAAACGCCUGGUCUCAAGCAAUCCUGACCGCACACAACCGCAUCCGCAAUGGACAUCGACUGGCAGAACAGCCUCACCGAGCUGAAGGACCGGGGCCAGUACCUGCUGCACUCGGAGAAGUGGGCCGACUGCCGCUUCCUGGUGGGAUCGGGUUCCUCGCCGAGCCAGCGGCUCAUCGCCGGCCACAAGCUGCUGCUGGCGAUGGCCUCGCCGGUCUUCGAGCGGAUGUUCUACGGCAAUCUGCCGGACAAGACCGAUCCCAUCGUCAUCCCGGACGUGCAGCCGGAGGCAUUCGAGGCGAUGCUGGAGUACAUCUACACGGACCGCAUCACCAUCGGAUCCUUCGACAAGGCCUGCGAGCUGUGCUACGUCGCCAAGAAGUACAUGCUGCCCCACGUGGUCACCCGCUGCACCCACUUCCUCUGGGCGGACCUUAGUCCGAAGAACGCCUGCCGGGCGUACGAGUUCGCCAAGCUCUUCGAUGAGCCGCGCCUCAUGCAGAGCAGCAUGGACCUGAUCGCGGCCAAUACGCGCGAGGUGCUGUCUGAUCCCAGCUUCCUGGACAUCGAGGUCUCCACCCUGAUGGCCAUACUCGAUCAGAACCGCCUGAAUAUCGACUCUGAGCUGGAUCUGUUCAACUGCCUGCUGAAGUUCGCCAGCGAGCGGGGCAUCCUCAACGAAUCCGGGCAGGAGGAGAGCGCCGCCGGCGGGCAGGUUGGGCAGCCGACCAAGGAGUCGCCCGACACCACCGCCGGCCAUGUGCUGGUUGAGGAGAUCAAGAUGGAGCCCGAUGUGGCGGCCAUGGUGCAGCACAUGCACCAGGACGACGAGGGUGACAGCUUCGAGACGGACGCCGGCAUGGCCUCCACUUCCUCAGCGGCUUCUGCUGCUGCUGCUCCCGCGGCUGCCUCGCCGCCUCUGGACGUGGCCUCGGGCUCCGACGAUCUGGUGAUUAUCGACAGCGAUGCCUCCGCCGAUGCUGCCGCCAAUAUGAUCAACAUCAUGGACGCCCAACGUACCAUUCUGGACGGAGCCAUGCUCCGGCAGGCGGUGAAAAAGAUACGCUUCCUUACCAUGACACCGCAACAGUUUGCCGAGGGUCCGGCUCGUUCCAAGCUGCUGCAGCAGCACGAGGCCCUCUCCAUCCUGAUCAAGAUCUCGAGUCCAUCGCUUAACGACUGCCACAUGCCCGAAGGCUUCUGUGUGUCGCGCAGCACGCGCAACUUCUACGAGUCGGGCCACCGACACGCCCAGCGGGAGCUGUCCUCCUCGUACCGCACUGGAGCUGCUGCCCCGGGCGGCGUCGGCUUCCUGGGACCGGGUCCGUCAGUCCGCGGCGCAGGUCCUGGCUGUGGCGGCGGCGGAAUGAUGGGCGUUAUGCCGCGUUUCGGAUCUAUCACCGCGGGAUUCAGCUUUGUAGGCGAGGACCUGGGUAUGCGCCCCCCCGAACCAGUGGGCGUGCAACCCGAUGCCGCGCCAGCUCCCGCCCCGCUGCGCUUCGGCGAGGGCUACGAGGGCGGGGCAGCUGUUCCGGCGCCAGCCAACGAGGACGAGAGCGGCGAACGAGGAGGACCGGCGCCCGCUGGGGGAGCACCAGCUGGUGGAGCUGGAUCCGCUGCUGGCAAUUCGCACAACGACAUGGUUCGCGCAUACUGCAUGCGCUCCCUAACCCGACAGUUUGACUUCCGCAACACCAGCGUUACGGACGCUGGCGUGACCUUCCAAGUGGACACGAACAUCUGGAUCCUGGGCGUCCAGGUGCCAACGCGAGUGCUGUGCGGCGAGCUGAUGACGUCGGCCGGCUUCACGGAGCGCUACACCGAGGUGCUGUACGCCCACAUCCAGGACAUGCACGGCUCAAGGAUCACGUACACCCACUGCACGGCGCGAGUGCGCUACGACUCGCUGCUGGACAUCACCUUCGACCGACCCGUGUACAUCUACAGGAAUCAGAUCUACAAGAUCUAUGUGGUGUUUAACAAGACCGGCUGGUAUCCCAUGUACUCCUGUGUGCCCGACGCCAACUGCAAUCGCGUCAAGUUCAUGUUCAAUGUGGGCAAUCCCACGGAAUCCGUUCGCGACGGCCUCAUCUACGCAAUCAUCUUCUCCACGCCCCAGGACCAUGGCCGUCACCUGGUCGACUGAAUCCGGAGCAAUAAUUAGUUAAGAUGGUUUAUUUUUUGUAUUUUCGAUGUGAUAGGCUUCGGUGGGCGUCUUUGGCCAUGGGAAUUAAUGGAUCUGUAAGCUGAAUUAUUUCCCAUUUCAUAUUUACAAGGUGGGAACUAAUUCUGCAUUGUUUUAUACAUCACUUAAAAUAUUUUUGUAGAUUGUUUGUGUUCCUUAUCUAAAUUCAUUAUUAGUAUUAUUUAAUUGCAAUAACAUUUAAAUACAUAUUCUUUACAAGUUUA
Drosophila subpulchrella is the source of this 2493-nucleotide messenger RNA. RefSeq lists its product as uncharacterized. NCBI's taxonomy places the organism in Eukaryota, Metazoa, Arthropoda, Insecta, Diptera, Drosophilidae. The coding region runs from base 134 to 2230 and encodes 698 amino acids. Gene Ontology annotation, biological process: neurogenesis. Gene Ontology annotation, molecular function: protein binding. The transcript has a single exon. Gene Ontology annotation, cellular component: cytosol; P-body. The record is from RefSeq and is a predicted model, not a curated record.